Messenger RNA from Tetrahymena thermophila SB210, 633 nucleotides. RefSeq lists its product as hypothetical. The record is from RefSeq and is a predicted model, not a curated record. Lineage: Eukaryota; Ciliophora; Oligohymenophorea; Hymenostomatida; Tetrahymenidae. The transcript has a single exon.
AUGACUCCUAUGCAAAUUUUGACUGUGAGUUUUUCAACAUUAUGUUCCCUAUAUGUCUAUCAUAAUAAGAAAACCAAUCUGCAUAUAAUAAUUUAGAUCAGUUGGAUCAUAAAAGAAAGUGUAUUUAUCGAUCAGUUCAACAAAAUAUUGAAAAUUAUAAUGAAAGGACAAAUUAAUUUAUUGCAGUAGCUUAAAAUAGUAAUAGCCAUAUCAACUAUAAGUUAAUCUAGAUAGGAAAUAUUGGAGAAUAAGAUUACAAUGAUUAUUAAGGUCUAUAGAUAUAAUAAUAAACUCAACCUCUUAAAUACUUAGGUGAUUAAAGCUAGGAUAGCACAGAUGAGCAAUAAAUUGAUUACUAUUCAGAUCAAAUUAAUGAUUUAAGAAAAGCGUCAAGAUAAACUACAACUCUCAUCUCUAGGUCAGAGCAAUAAACAGUCACAUUAGAAGAUAAAGAAUAAGCUGAUUUUAAUAUUUAGACAGAAAGAUGGAAAAAAGAUAAAUGAACUGACUAGCUAUUAAAAACUAUUUUUUACCAAAAUUAUUAUUAAAAUGACUAAAGCAAAAAAAAGUUUUGAUUUUGAAUCGGACAACAUUUUCUUUUUCCUUAAUGGAAGCUAAAAUAUAUCCUACUGA